Molecule: messenger RNA, 10527 nt
Organism: Caenorhabditis remanei
Lineage: Eukaryota; Metazoa; Nematoda; Chromadorea; Rhabditida; Rhabditidae
Exons: 15
Coding region: 1-10527 (3508 amino acids)
Biological process (GO): innate immune response
Source: RefSeq, a predicted model, not a curated record
AUGAGAGUGCCACGUGGCAUUGGUCUUGUGUUCAUGGUAGCGGUGGCCGCCGCAUUGGUGGCCGGUCUUAUCCUGACCAUUGUCCUUGUCAGUCGACCCAGUGCAGCUCCGACCUCCGACGAUGGUCGUGUCAUAAACGUGGGCCUUUGCAAUUCAAAUUUAGAAGAGCCUCAGCAAAGUUUUCGAUUUAAACGAGAUGUUGAUUAUUCUGCUUGCAACUUCACCUCGAACAAGAAUCAACUAAUGAAAUUUAUCGAAAGCACAACGGACGAUGUAAAUUUCAAAUUGAUUUCGUAUUCGGAUUCGGCAACAAAAAGUUCUUUAAUCAGUAAAAAACAAGUUCUCGCCCAACUGACAGCAUUGGGAACUCAACAGUCUUCAACAAUCAAGCAAUCAACAGCAUUUAACAAAUAUGAUCCGGCAGAGUACAAAAAUUCAGAUUUAGUAUUUUUCACUCCAUGCAAAACUGACUACCAGGGUUAUGCUGAUGAUAUGAAAACUGUGCAAGACACAAUCAAAACUAAAGUGGUGGAAAAGAAAUAUGUCAUUGUAUCGUUAGCGAUGAAUACCACACAAAUGAAACAACAGCGAUGUAUCUCAAGAUAUCAACCACGUCUUGAACCUUCCAGUGUCAACCACCACUUCAACUACCCGAGCACAGAUGAAUACCACCGUAGUCAUGACAACGCAAGCGGCAACAACCACCGUACCCGUAACAACAACCGUACCAGUAGUCUCAAGUUCAGCAGCUCCUAUGUCGUCGAGCACUCAAGCUCCACCAAAAACUACGCCAACUACUGUAACUACGAAACCCACUUCACCAACUACUGUGACAGUGCCCACUGUGCCAACUACAGUAACCAUUCCAACUACAGUGACCACGCCAACUACAGUGACCAUGCCAAGUACAGUAACCAUGCCAAGUACAGUGACCACGCCAAGUACAGUAACCAUGCCAAGUACAGUGACCACGCCAAGUACAGUAACCAUGCCAACUACAGUGACCACGCCAAGUACAGUGACCAUGCCAAGUACAGUGACCACGCCAAGUACAGUAACCAUGCCAACUACAGUGACCACGCCAAGUACAGUGACCAUGUCAAGUACAGUGACCACGCCAAGUACAGUAACCAUGCCAAGUACAGUGACCGUGUCAUCAACAGUGACCGUACCAACUACAGUGACCACGCCAAGUACAGUGACCAUGCCAACUACAGUAACCACGCCAAGUACAGUGACCACGCCAAGUAUAGUGACCACGCCAAGUACAGCGACCGUGUCAUCAACAGCAACCACGCCAACUACAGUGACCACGCCAAGUACAGUGACCGUGUCAUCAACAGUGACCGUACCAACACAAGCGAGUUCAACAACUGGCCCCAGCUCUACCAACCCAACAUCCAUGAUCCAUCAGUAUCAACUAGUCCGGUAGUGUCUAGCUCCACUGUUCCAAGUUCAACUGUCACAUCACCAAAUCCAUCAAGCUCAUCAUUGCCACCAGUCUCUAGUUCAACAAAUGGACCAUCAACAUCUUCGGGAACAGUUUCCAGUUCAGUUGUAUCUACUGGUUCAACUUUCACCACCCAACCACCUUCGACUGCCACUGGAUCGACAUUUGGAUCCACUGUAACCGUAGUUCCUGGCUCAUCAUCUUCACCUGGCAUGUCAACUACCCCGCCCACAAUUCCAUCUACAAUUACUUCUGGAUCUACCAUGCCAGGAUCCUCAAGUUCACCUGUCUCUACUGCUUCACCUGGAUCUACAAUGACUUCUGGAUCUACCAUACCAGGAUCUUCGAGUUCGCCUCUCUCUACUGUUUCAACUGGAUCUACAGUUUCUUACUCUACCGGUUCCACAAUCACGGACAAUGGAUCAUCCAGUUCAUCUGUUUCUACAGUGACCCCGUUAUCAACAGCAACUUCUGGAUCUCCUCCAACAUCUGUCUCUCCUGCUUCGAGCCAAUCCACCAUGGCAUCGUCUACAGUAACCUCAGGUAGUAGCAGUGGAACAAGUCCCUCCCCAUCCCCCUCGUCCCAGUCCUAUUCCUCUAGUACUAACCCCUCAUCCCCUGGAUCAUCGACAACAGGACAACUGACGACAUCUGGAAGUACGGUAUCAUUUGGCUCCACCACAGAGGUAUCAACGGUCACUCCAGGAUCCUCAUCUUCAUCUGGAAGCAGCACAAGUCCAGCAUCAACGACACAAUUCACUGGAUCCACUCAAUCACCUGGCACGUCUAGUUCAAUUUCAUCUCAAUCCACAGGUAGCUCCAUUGGAAGUACCUCCCCUAACCCAUCCAGUUCCCAAUCCACCCCACCCCCCUCCUCACAAUCAACAAGUUCAGUGCAAACAUCUUCAGGAUCAUCAGUUUCUACAAACUCCGUGGAGACAUCGACAGGAACUUCACCAAUAUCCACAAGCACCGGAACAACUGGACCGAGCACUUCAUCUGGAUCGACUCAGACCCCAGGAUCCUCAACAUCACCACCAUCAACUGUAUCGACUGCAUCCUACACCGGAAGCACCUUAACCUCUGGACCCAGUACAUCAGGUAGCUCAUUCUCGACUUCCUAUCCAUCCAGUUCCCAAUCCACCCCAUCCCCCUCCUCCCAAUCAACAAGUUCAGUGCAAACAUCCUCAGGAUCAUCAGUUUCUACAAACUCCGUGGAGACAUCGACAGGAACUUCACCAAUAUCCACAAGCACCGGAACAACUGGACCGAGCACUUCAUCUGGAUCGACUCAGACCCCAGGAUCCUCAACAUCACCACCAUCAACUGUAUCGACUGCAUCCUACACCGGAAGCACCUUAACCCCAGUGCCCAGUACAUCAGGUAGCUCAUUCUCGACUUCCUAUCCAUCCAGUUCCCAAUCCACCCCAUCCCCCUCCUCCCAAUCAACAAGUUCAGUGCAAACAUCUUCAGGAUCAUCAGUUUCUACAAACUCCGUGGAGACAUCGACAGGAACUUCACCAAUAUCCACAAGCACCGGAACAACUGGACCGAGCACUUCAUCUGGAUCGACUCAGACCCCAGGAUCCUCAACAUCACCACCAUCAACUGUAUCGACUGCAUCCUACACCGGAAGCACCUUAACCUCUGGACCCAGUACAUCAGGUAGCUCAUUCUCGACUUCCUAUCCAUCCAGUUCCCAAUCCACCCCAUCCCCCUCCUCCCAAUCAACAAGUUCAGUGCAAACAUCCUCAGGAUCAUCAGUUUCUACAAACUCCGUGGAGACAUCGACAGGAACUUCACCAAUAUCCACAAGCACCGGAACAACUGGACCGAGCACUUCAUCUGGAUCGACUCAGACCCCAGGAUCUUCAACAUCACCACCUUCAACUGUAUCGACUUCAGCCUACACCGGAAGCACCUCAACCCAAGGACCCAGUACCUCAGGUAGCUCAUUCUCAACUUCCUACCCAUCUAGUUCGUCCCCAAAAUCUUCAGUUAGUACUUCUGAGGGUUUCACCAUGUCCUCUACAUCCCCUGGUUCAUCCCAAUCAACAACUUCCUCUCAGUCUAGUACAACAGGAGUCUCUUCUAGUAUAGCGUCUACUGUAACAAGUUACUCCUCUACAUCCCCCCAGUCCACAUCAUCAGAAGGUAGUACUACAGUAGUAUCCACAGUAACAGGAUUUUCAUCUUCUUCCUUGUCCCCGUCCCCGUCCCAAUCUACUACUCCUGGAGUAUCCACAUCAACUGGUACCACCCAGUCCCCUGGAACUUCAACAACAGGUUUUAGCACAUCUGAGAGAUCCACAGUAACAGAAUUUUCAUCUUCAUCUCCCAACACUCUCCAAUCCACGUCCCCAUCCCUUCCCACCACAUCAGGAGUGUCUACAUCAGUUGGUAGCUCUUCAUCCCCCGGAUCAUCCUCCACCGUAGUCAGCACUACUUCAGGCUCCACAAUUACUGAUCAAUCCUCGUCUUUAACAACUGGAGGGUCCACUGCAUCCACUAGUGCCUUCACCGGCUCCACUACAUUGCAAGGAUCUUCCACCACUGGACAAUCCACGCCAGCCACAAGUACCGGCUCCACUAUGACACCCGGAUCAUCCACAACUGGAGAAUCCACUGCACCCACUAGUGCCUACACCGGUUCCACUAUUUCGCAAGGAUCAUCCACAACUGGAGAAUCCACAGCAUCCACUAGUGCGUACACCGGUUCCACUACAUCGCAAGGAUCUUCCACCACUGGACAAUCCACGCCAGCCACAAGUACCGGCUCAACUAUGACACCCGGAUCAUCCACAACUGGAGAAUCUUCUGCAUCUACUAGUGCCUACACCGGUUCCACCACAUCGCAAGGAUCUUCCACCACUGGACAAUCCACUGCAUCGACUAGUGCGUACACCGGUUCCACUAUGACACCCGGAUCUUCCACCACUGGACAAUCUACUGCAUCCACCAGUGCGUACACCGGUUCCACUACGUCGCAAGGAUCUACCACCACUGGAGAAUCCACUGCAUCCACUAGUGCGUACACCGGUUCCACUACUUCGCAAGGAUCUUCCACCACUGGACAAUCCGCAGCAUCCACUAGUGCGUACACCGGUUCCACUAUGACACCCGGAUCUUCCACCACUGGACAAUCCACUGCAUCCACCAGUGCGUACACCGGUUCUACUACAUCGAAAGGAUCUUCCACCACUGGACAAUCCACUGCAUCCACUAGUGCCUUUACCGGUUCCACUACGUCGCAAGGAUCUUCCACAACUGGAAAAUCCACUGCAUCCACUAGUGCGUACACCGGUUCCACUACAUCGCAAGGAUCUUCCACCACUGGACAAUCCACUGCAUCUACUAGUGCCUACACCGGUUCCACUACGUCGCAAGGAUCUUCCACCACUGGACAAUCCACUGCAUCCACUAGUGCGUACACCGGUUCCACUACAUCGCAAGGAUCUUCCACCACUGGACAAUCCACUGCAUCCACCUUCACUGAGUUCUCAUCAACAACUUCAGGUAGUUCGCUUUCCCCCGCCGCCUCAAGCUCACCAGGUACUUCCGUGACUAGCACGGUAGCCUCAUCCCCCAUUUCCACUACCAGCCCCGCCCAAUCAACUCCCAGUGGUUCCACUGGAACUACAGCUAGCUCUGGAUCCACAGACACUCCCCACUCUACUACCCCAAUCGGUUCUUCAACAUCUGAAGAAUCUACAGUAUCCCAGUUUACAACUAACUCCCCAGCUUCCACUAGCCCCUACUCCUCAACAGCUGGACCCCAAACUGGAACAUCAGGUAGUUCCUCAUCCCCGGCCCCUACUUCUCAAAAAACUUCCCAAUUUCCUGGUACCUCCCAAUCAACCACCCGAUCCCCAACUAGUACGCCAGUAACCGAAAACUCAUCAACUUCCCCGUCCCAAUCCACUCCCCAUUCUUCAACGUCUGAGAUUUCUAGUACAGUAGCGUUAUCGACAUCAUUAGGUAGUUCUCAGUCCCCAGGAACAUCUACUUCCAUGACUAGUACCUCGGAAGGUUCCACAACUAGUGGUCACACCACUGGUUCAACAAGUGUCUUUACUGGAAGUACAGUAACCACAGGAUCAUCAUCAACAUCUGAAAAAUCUACUUUGACCACUGUUGGUGGUUCAACUGGUUCAACUAGUACUUUCACUGGAACUACAGAAAAUUCUGGAACAUCGACAUUAUCUGGAUCAACAGAAACCACAGUAACUGUUAGAUCUUCCGGUACCACUACCCCCGCAAGUUCAACAUCUGAAGGAUCAACCAUAACAACAAGUGUUGGUUCCACAGUUACAUCUGGAACUUCGAUAUCAUCUGGAUCAACAGAAACAACGCAACCAUCCGGAUCAUCAAUUUCCACGUCUUCAGCUGCAUCAUCAUCUGAAGGGUCUACUCUAACUACGAUUACCGGUUCAACAAAUGCUUUCAUUGGUAGCACGGCAACAACAGAGUCUGUCGGAACAACAGGUACCUUAUCUUCUACUUCAUUCAGUUCUUCAUCUACAACUGAAGGAUCUUCUGUGACUAGCACAGUAUCCUCUACUCUUAUUUCCUCGUCCAAAACUUCAACUCCGUCUAUUAGCUCCUCUCAGUCUAGUUCUCCAGUUAUGUCCUCUAGUUCUGUCCACACUUCCCCUUCCACUUCUUCAGUAGGAUCUACUGUUAGUAGUGGGUCCACGAGUCCAUCCGUCACAUCAACAGCUUCUUCUGGAACAACAAUGUCUAGCCCCGCAUCUGAAGGUUCGACGACCUCAUUAGGUUCCACUACCACAGUUAAAACUAAUACUGAUAGCGCUGGAACAACUGCUUCUACGAUUUCAUCAAGUUGGUCCACAAAGUUAUCAGGAUCCACCACAACCAUAGCUUCUACUUCUGGAACCCUAGAAACAACUAAACCCACUUCAGCUUCAAGUUCCCCAACAUCAUCGUUAGGAACCACCACUACCGUAGCUCCUACUUCUGGUACCCCAGGAACAACUGAACCCACUUCAGCUUCUAGUUCCCCAACAUCAUCGUUAGGAACCACCACUACCAUAGCUCCUACUUCUGGUACCUCAGGAACAACUGAACCCACUUCAGCUUCUAGUUCCCCAACAUCAUCGUUAGGAACCACCACUACCAUAGCUCCUACUUCUGGUACCCCAGGAACAACUGAACCCACUUCAGCAUCAAGUUCCCCAACAUCAUCGUUAGGAACCACCACUACAGUAGGAACAACGUCUAGCAGUUCAGGUACAACUGGAUCCACUAGUGGAACACGUGGUCCAACAACAUCGUCAGCGUCAACUGUUACCGUAGCCUCAACUUCUGGUAGCUCAAGCACAACGGAAACAACAAGUGGAUCUCCUAGCCCAACUUCGACCACAGAUGGAGCCUCUUCUGCUAGUCUUGGAACAACAGGUAGUUCUUCAACAACUUCAGUUGGUUCCUCUUCCCCAAUUGUGACCAGUACCCCAAACCCCACUUCUCAAUCAACAAAAGCCGGUAGUUCGAGUACAGUAGCCUCUACAGAAACCGUUUCUACAACAUCAGGUGCAUCAUCAUCGGUGGCUAGCUCAUCUCAGUCUUCCGGAACAUCCAGCACUUUAAUAUCCACUUCUACAGGUUUCACAACCAGUGGUUCACCCACUAGCCAGUACAGUUCAACAUCUACAUUGCCAGAUGCCACUUCCACCAGCGCUCCUGGAACUUUAACUACCGGAGGGUCCACUUAUACAACUGUUACAAGAGAAACGUCCUCUGUCACCAGUAACAUCGGAUCUACAUUAACCACACCCAGUACUUCUAGUUCCUCAGUAAAUAGUAGCCCAAGUUCAUCAAGUAUCUCAACUUCCCUCAGUACCGCAGCCCCUCCAUCUAGCUCCUCCCUUUCAACCACCACUCCCAAAACUUCCUCUACAACAUCUGAAAACUCCCAAACAAGCUCAAGUGGAACAACUGCUACUGUAUCUACUGAUGGAACAUCAUCAGGGACUACUGUAGUAGUGAAAUCUAGUACAUCGUCGACUAGUUCAUCAGUUGGAUCUACCAGUCCUCACACUGGAUCCACGAUGGCUUCAACAUCAGGUACCUCACAUGAAACCACUAUCAUAUCCUCGAGUCCGUUGAAUUCCGUUAGUACUACACCAUCACCAAGUAGUAGUAUCAUUUUAACAAGUCCGUCAAGUGUGACAACAGAAUAUGUCAGUACCAUAGUUCCAAAUGAUUCAAGUUCCACUUUGUCCGCCCAGACUUCUUCCCCGUUAUCGUCAACUUCAGAGUUCACAGUGAUCAUCACAAAUUCAUCUCCGUCCCCCACGUUAUCAUUUGAAUCCUCAUCAGUGUCCACAGAAAAUUCUAUGUCUACUAAUACUGCGGAAUUCACAACACCUUCAGAAACUACAAAUAGUCCAGUGUCCACCAUUCGAUAUGAUAGCUCCCCGAGGUCAUCUCCGGAAGGCUCUAGUACUACAGUACCCACACUGUCAAGUUCUAUCGUUUUUACUUCCGCCAGUCUACCAACUAAACUGACAACUGAUUCAUCUUCAAAUAACCCCUCCUCUUUGAUCACGCAGCUUUCAUCAUUUUCGACUGAAAAUUCGAAAUCUACUAGCCCUAUAGUAUCCUCAACUUUCAUUUCAAGUUUUUCCAUUGAUGAUUCCACAACUAUCGGUAGUACGUUUUCCAUGUCUUCAGUAACUGAUACAAUCACCCCAUCAUCUCCCCAACCAACCUCAACUCCUUCAACCUCCCCUUCUGCUUUGUUAACAACCUCUGCUCUAUCGAGUUCAUCUCAACAAACUGAGGUGACCAGUGAAUCUACUUCAUCUUCUGCCACACCUUCGUCUAUUACCUCAACCCUGUCAUCCCAAAGUUUUGUAAGCAGUACCCUUACUAUCCCCAUCGUGUCUACAUCAUCUCAAAGAACUAUGACUCCCUCCACCUCAUUAUCAACGGCGCUCAGUUCCUCUAGCUCUUCAUCUACAACCAUUUCUAUAUCGACCGCGUCAUCCAAAUCAACAGAGUCCUCCCCGUCAACUGUAUCUAGUUAUUCAUCUUCUAUUUUCGCUACUUCUGAAUCGAAACCCUCUUCUUUGUCUUCCCAAAGUACAGUAACGAGUCCUAUAGCGUCCACCUCAUCUCAAGGCUUUAUGACUCGCCUAUCCAGUCUAUCCAGUCCCUCAACCCAAUCCGAGCCUACCACUCCAUUCAUUUCUACCAGUUCAACUAGUCCAACUGAACGAUCUACAGAAAAUUCAUUGACUAGUACUACUUGGCUCCUAAGUUCUUCUUCAACGUCACCUCUAUUAAUGUCCACGUCCACUUCUAAGUCAAUCCAAAGUGUAGCUACCAGCGAAGUAACAAAUUCUGCGACAACAAGUCUAUCAUCCUCCAUUUCUAGCUCCUCAGCCCCUAACUCCCCAUCAACCCCACAGUCUACGUCCACUCCCACUCCCAGUACCCUUCCUUCCCUAUCAUCUAGUCCCCAAACCUCUCUGAGUACUACCGUCUCCCCAAUUUCGACUACCACGUCUUUAGAAUCAUCUACUAAAACAUCCAUGUCUAGUUCCUCUGUCCCCAGUUUUACCCUUUUAUCAUCGUCCCCGAGCUCCACUUUAGAAUCAUCCACUCCUUUCGAAGUAACUUCUACAACCAAAAGUACUGCCUUUAUGACAUCUUUAGAAACUUCUACUUUUAGUCCCCCAACCUCUUUAAUUACUUCAUCUGAACCAAAAUCAUUGUCUACUGGUUCUUCAUCUUCUACAUUCAUCUCAACUUCAACAGUUACUCAGACCUCUCCCCAAAAUUCUGAAUUUUCUAGUUCUCUAACGGAAUCUCCCAUGAGCUCGACCAUUCCCCCGUUCACAUCAUCCGAAACAUCGAGUUCCACAGUAGUCGAAAGUUCUACAGUACCCUUUUCAACCAAUUCUUCACCUAGCUCGACGCAGAUUGUGGAGCUAACUACAUCAGAAGUCACAAGUACUAAAGAAAUGGUUAAGACCAGCAUCUCAGAAAACAUAGUGACAAGUAGUUCGGUAACAUCCACUCGCAGUUCUGCAGUUUCUUCUUCGGAAUCAUUCACUUCCAUCCCAACUUCAAUGGGAACUGUAAGUACUGAUUCUACAGUAUCCCACCAUUCGUCUUCUGCCAGCAGUACUGUAACUACUAUUACUACAUCUGACAGGUCUUUAUCUUCUACAGUAACCCAGACAUCUUCUAGCCCCACUAGCAUCAACCAAAGCUCUCGAAAUACAGUCUCAUCUACAAAUACCAUAUUUUCUUUGUCUAAUAAAACACCCACGUCCCCAACAAUGACUACUACUAGUGCGAGCUCAGUUAAUCCUACCUUUGAAACCAAAACUUCAUUCAAAACCGCAUUUCCCAGUACCGUAUCCUCACCUCUUACCAGUAUCGAUACCCUAUCCUCUUUGACUACAACCCAAAUCCCUCCCAGUACUCUAACCACCAUGUUAACAUUAUCAAUAUCAACAUCGACGGAAUCAACAGCCUCAUCAAUUGCAACAACUUCAAAGUCUAUUCCCAGUGUGACAUGCUUGUUUAUGGUCGAUUUACAAUCUGCAGGAAUAGAUCAAGCUGCCAUCACUACCUAUCGAUCAUACUUCAACUUUGCUCAACUAACCGCAGAAAAAUUAAACGACGCUUCUGAUUUCUCUGGGUAUUUGGACACAUUUGGUUAUAACAAAGCCUUACCCGAUCAUGAUUCAUAUGAAGUUCAAAAUUAUUCGCUUUUCAAGAAUGUUGCAUUCCCAAUUGAUAAUACAAAUGAUGAUAUCGAUCUAGAUUUGGCAGAUGUAAAUUCAAAGCUCACUACAGCUGUUUGGUUGACAGCAACCAAUAAGCAAACAUGCCUAGUUUUCUACUCGGCUGCACCAGUAGCAGAAUAUAAUGGCACCACAAUCCAGACAACGUACAAUAGUUUCACUACAGUCAUUGGAGUGCGUAUAGGAGGAGCUACAUCCAUCCCAGGUUUAGCGGACUCCAUCGAUGCCUCCUCAAUGACCGAUGGUGAUGCACAAGCGAUUGUAACAAAACUUCUGGAAAGCCUCCCUCCAACAUGA